AUCCAUUGCAAGACUUGAAUUCCAAGUCUGCUCUCUCACUCAUCAUUUUCUGUCUCUUUUCAUGGUUACACCCAGAAAAAAAAUCCGAGACUUCUGGAACUUGGGUCAAAAGUCACUGGAGCUGAUGAGAGAGGAGACAAAGAUGGGUUUUGGGUAGAUUACACAUUUUCCUGAUCAUCAAUCAAAGCAUAGCUUCAAUUUUCCAUUCUUUCUCUUUGGUAAGAUUGCACAUUUUCUUUCUUGUUUUUCCCAGAAAAUGUUCAUUGCUCAUCACUUUCUUUCUUUCUUUCUUUCAUAAACCCCACUGUUUCAAUCUCUACAUAAUCUUAACUACUACUUCCUAAUUUCAGAGUUCUUUUCUUGAUUUUUAGGUUUUUGGGCUUGAGUUUGAUUUGAAAGCUUUGGCAUUUAGUUUCCAUUGCACAUUUUCUUUCCUGCUUUCCCAGAAAAUGUUCACAGCUCGUAUUUGACUUUCUUGCUUGAACCCCUUAGUUCCUAAUUUCAGAGGCCUUUCUUGAUUUUUAGGUUUUUGGGUUUGAGCUUGCUUUGAUCUUUAGUUGCAAAUUAUUGGUGACUCAAAGAAAACCUUAAUCUUUGUGAUACUCGGUUGCUCUUGGUUAGGGUUUUGGUUUGGGUACUUUAUUUCUUUGUCUUUAUACAUGUGGAAUCUAUUUACUCAUAUCUUGAUGGCAAUUCUUUAAUUUCUUUGAUUUGGGUAUGUUCAAAUUUAAGCAAAAACCUUAGAUUUAGGGUUUUAGUCAUAUUUUGGGUCUUUGGAGGUCCUUAAUUCCUGGUAAAUGGGUUCCAUAAAGUAUGAACACUUUUGAUUAUUGAUGAUAUCUUCAUUUUACAAGCCUAUAAUCUGAUAUAUAGGGUGCAAGGGUACUGACCUUGUAUUAGUACAAUGUCAAUUGCCCGUGUUGCUCUUAGUCCAAUUUACGAAGAGUCUUUGAAUUUCCCGGGACAUGUCUCUGGUCAACACGAUCCCUGGUCAAGGGAGUCAAUCUGGAUAUACCUAACUGUUGCUGGAUCUGUGAUUCCAAUGCGUAUUUUGGAGUCGGAUUCAAUAGCUUCUGUUAAGCUUAGGAUUCAGAACUACAAAGGAUUUUUCGUGAAAAAACAAAAACUGGUCUUUGAAGGCAAAGAACUGUCUCGGAACAAUUCUUGUGUCCGGGACUAUGGUGUCACAGAAGGAAAUGUUUUACAUCUGAUCCUUCGGUUCUCUGAUCUCCAAGCUAUUAUUGUUCGGACUGUAUGUGGGAAGGAGUUUAAAUUCCAAGUUGAGAGAACAAGAAACGUCGGUUAUGUGAAAAACCAGAUUGCUAAGAAAGGGAAAGGUUUUGGUGAUCUCAAAGACCAAGAGUUAAUCUGUAAUGGUGAGGAGCUUGAAGAUCAGAGACUUAUAGAUGAAAUUUGCAAAAAGGAUGAUGCUGUGAUCCACUUGGUGUUCCGUAAAUCAGCAAAAGUAAGCGCUAGACCUGUGGAGAAAGAUUUUGAAAUUUCAAUCGAGGCGUUGGAUUUGAAUGAGAGGGGGACUAAUGUGGUAGAUGGGGGCCAAGAUGAGUAUGGGACACAAUCUAAGCAGCUCGAGGUUGUGGCUGGGAAGCCACUGCAAGGAGAUUUCCUUUUGGAACCUCUAAUCGUUAAUCCUAAGAUUGAAUUGCCACUAGUUAUUAAGAAGCUAAUUAACUCAACUUUUGAUGGGUUGGAAAGCGGUAACCAACCUAUAAGGUCUUCGGAGGGAUCAGGGGGUGCUUAUUUCAUGCAAGAUGCUUUUGGUCAGGAAUAUAUUUCUGUUUUUAAGCCAAUUGACGAGGAGCCCAUGGCUGUAAAUAACCCUCGAGGGCUACCCUUGUCAAUAGAUGGGGAAGGGUUGAAGAAGGGGACAAGAGUAGGUGAAGGGGCUUUGAGAGAAGUUGCAGCAUACCUUUUGGAUCAUCCAAGGAGUGGUCCGCACUUGUUGAAGGACACGGGUUUUGCUGGGGUUCCCCCAACUGUCAUGGUCAAGUGCUUGUACCGAGGAUUCAAUUUUCCAAAAGGGUAUGAGUAUGCUUCUAAGAACAUUAAAAUUGGGUCAUUGCAGAUGUUCAUGAAGAAUUGUGGAAGUUGUGAGGACAUGGGUCCUCGUGCUUUCCCCGUGGAUGAGGUUCACAAGAUAUCUGUGUUGGAUAUCCGGUUGGCGAAUGCCGAUAGACAUGCUGGCAACAUCUUGGUUCAGAGAGAUAGUGAUGGUCAGAUUGUGCUUAUACCAAUUGAUCAUGGGUACUGCUUGCCUGAGAAUUUUGAAGAUUGUACAUUCGACUGGCUGUAUUGGCCUCAAGCACACCAGCCUUAUUCACCGGACACCAUUGACUACAUAAGAUCACUCGAUGCUGAUCGAGAUAUUGAACUCUUGAAAUUUUAUGGGUGGGACCUACCACUUGAGUGUGCACGCACGCUUCGCAUUUCCACUAUGCUUCUGAAGAAAGGUGCAGAGAGAGGACUCACUCCCUUUGCCAUUGGAAGCAUCAUGUGCAGGGAAACCUUGAAGAAGGAAUCCGUGAUUGAGCAGAUUGUUCAAGAAGCACAAGAAGCUGUUCUCCCCGGAACAAGCGAAGCAGCAUACCUUGAAUCUGUGUUACUGAUCAUGGACCGCCGCCUUGAUGAGCUCUCCCCAUGAGGCUGCCACUAGUAAAUAGGUAGAUGUUAAGAAAAUGUCAAUAUAUAAUCAUAUAUGUUUGGUGUUCUAAAGUAAUUUGGUUUUGUGUUGGAACUUUAUGUCCUGUAACUUCUUUCUGUGUUGUGCUACCCUUUUCCCCUGCCACUACCGGCCGCCCCUGGACACCAAAACAGAUAAUAAUAUUUGAACGAAAAUUUGUGAAUUACUAUCUUGGUGUGCUUAAUUUUUUUAA
This is a messenger RNA of Camellia sinensis, 2891 nucleotides long. The record is from RefSeq and is a predicted model, not a curated record. NCBI's taxonomy places the organism in Eukaryota, Viridiplantae, Streptophyta, Magnoliopsida, Ericales, Theaceae.